This is a messenger RNA of Periophthalmus magnuspinnatus, 1437 nucleotides long. It is a transcript of the gene vip, whose product is annotated as vasoactive intestinal peptide. NCBI's taxonomy places the organism in Eukaryota, Metazoa, Chordata, Actinopteri, Gobiiformes, Gobiidae. The coding region runs from base 132 to 590 and encodes 152 amino acids. Gene Ontology annotation, molecular function: peptide hormone receptor binding; neuropeptide hormone activity. Gene Ontology annotation, biological process: negative regulation of smooth muscle cell proliferation; positive regulation of endothelial cell proliferation; regulation of sensory perception of pain. Gene Ontology annotation, cellular component: extracellular region; perikaryon; neuron projection. The record is from RefSeq and is a predicted model, not a curated record. The transcript has 6 exons.
AGAGAGAGAAAGAGGGAAGCACCAGCGUCAAACCAACGGACUGGAGGUAUUACGCAGCAGAGUCAGCACCUUGGACAGCACCAGCAGAACCAGAAAAAACAGAAAAGCGCAUCUGAAAACAGCCAAACUACAUGUGUAAAGCAAUGUCCCAGCGGACCGGUCCCCAGCUGCUGCUCCUUAUAGCCCUGUGCAGUGUGUUCUACUCCCGCACCUUGAGUCUCCCGUACGCGUCUAUGAGACCGACCAGACACGCAGACGGCUUGUUCACCAGUGGAUACAGUAAACUUCUGGGGCAGAUGUCAGCGCGGAGAUAUCUGGAAUCUCUCAUCGGGAAAAGGGUCAGUGAUGAGCUUUUGGAGGAGCCAGUGAAGCGCCACACAGACGCCAUCUUCACAGACAACUAUAGUCGCUUUCGCAAACAGAUGGCUGUCAAGAAAUACUUGAACUCAGUCUUAACUGGCAAAAGGAGCCUAGAAGACCCAGUCAGCAGUGACUCCGAUGAAUCCAGGGGCGAACCCACAGCCUUCCAGGAGAGCUACGACGACCUUAACGUAGACCACUUCAUCAACAACUUCAACCUGCCACUUUGAGAGGACGUCCAUGUACAUACCUCAAGCCAUCCUCAUGAAUCUUUAUCAUAGCAAAAGCAACGAGAAACCCUGAGGGACAUCCGGAAACUGAAUCAAGCGGCGAUGUUGUGUGCUAACGUGAUUAACCUUUCUGCUGUAUUCACUCUACAUACCUGUUCAGACAGACAAAUUAUUAUUGAAAAUGACCGGUGUGUCGUUGAGCACCGCACGAUCGAGUCACCCACCAGACCUGCACCGAGAAAAAACACCGGGUUUACAGAUAUAUCACACAUCAGACGGUUCAAAACGUUAAUAUUUCUGUUAUUCACAUUAUUAAUUAUGUAGAAUGAAUUGUGCUUUGUGUCUUCCCCUUACAUUUGCAAACCUGGACACUUGGAUUUAAUAAUAAUUCUCUCAAAACGAUGCUUCCACUAAACUUACACAUACAUCUGAUUCAAAAACCAGUCGUUUUACUCAAUUUGGGUUGUAAUUUUAGAGUCUAGCACUUGAAAAAUACUACUUCUGAGACAUAGUGAAAGACGGAAUAAAACAAAACUGACUAUUAAGAGUACACGUUAACCCAGCUGAUUUGAAAACCCAUCAUAAAUACACAAAAAAUACACCAGAUUAUCCGUAGAAAUGGCCCUGGAACAAGUGGAAAAAAACCUGUCUGGAAUCACAACGACUUGAAAAGCAGAUCGUUUCGUAAAAUGCUGGUUAAAUUCUGUCAAAGUUGUGUUGGUGUGUUGUGGGAGCAUGACGGGGGAGCACAUUUUGAAGAUGCAUUUAAUCACUUUAUACUGUAAACUAUAUCUGUGCAUACACCCGAGCGCGUAUACGACGAUGUCCACUACCUAAGAAAUAAAAG